Dromaius novaehollandiae (emu) is the source of this 1255-nucleotide messenger RNA. RefSeq names its product transcription cofactor HES-6-like. The transcript is spliced from 4 exons. NCBI's taxonomy places the organism in Eukaryota, Metazoa, Chordata, Aves, Casuariiformes, Dromaiidae. The coding region runs from base 226 to 909 and encodes 227 amino acids. The record is from RefSeq and is a predicted model, not a curated record. Gene Ontology annotation, biological process: regulation of neurogenesis; anterior/posterior pattern specification; regulation of transcription by RNA polymerase II. Gene Ontology annotation, molecular function: protein dimerization activity; DNA-binding transcription factor activity, RNA polymerase II-specific; RNA polymerase II cis-regulatory region sequence-specific DNA binding. Gene Ontology annotation, cellular component: nucleus.
UUGAUGGCCACGAACCUCUGGGCUCGACCCCUCGUGUGGGAAAAGGAGUCCAGCCAAGGAAAGCCCCCUUUCACAUGCUAAUUCGGGGUUAUAAAUAAGGCAGAGGAGCGGAGGAGCAGCAAAGCGCCCUUCAGGAAAGGGAAGGGAGGGCGAAGGAAGGGCGAAGGAAGGGCCUCCUCUCCGUCCCCUGCCUGCAGCAUUUCGGAGCGGACAGGCUGGAUUACAAUGACUGCCGCAGCCACGGCCAGCGGCGUGCAGAAACUCUCCAGCACCAAAGAGGAAAGGAAGUUAAGGAAACCUCUCAUUGAGCGGAAGCGAAGGGAAAGGAUUAACAACUGCUUAGAUCAGCUGAAGGAGACUGUUGUUGGCGCAUUUCACCUGGAUCAGUCUAAACUCGAGAAAGCAGACAUCCUCGAAAUGACAGUAAAGCACCUUCAGAACAUCCAGAACAGCAAGCUCAUGGCUGACUCCAAAGUGGGCCUCGAAGCCCAGCAGAGAUACAGCACUGGAUAUAUCCAGUGCAUGCACGAGGUUCACAACCUUCUCCUUACCUGUGAGUGGAUGGACAAGACUCUUGGUGCACGGCUGUUAAACCACCUGCUGAAAUCCUUACCCAGGUCUGGUGAAGACACCUGCAAAACAGCAUUAAGGUCCUCGAGCCCGUCUCAGCAGCCUGUCUUGACACCAAAAUCCCCACUGAGCCCUAAGGGGAACACUCCCGGCAGAAACCCAACGCAGGAGCACUUCUACCUUGUGGAGAACAAACAAGCCGUGAAAAAUUCAUUCCAGCUGCCACCACUGUCUGUUUUCAGCCAGGUCAAUGCUGUGCCUCCCAGACAGGUCCUGCAGCCAAAUUUUUCCCAUAACAACCCUAGUAUGGGGUCAUUAGAUAUGUGGAGACCAUGGUAAAGUGUGCUUUAAGAUGUUUCUCCUAAUCUUAGACACUCUUAUGUAUGUAUCUUAUAGAUAUGUCUCUUUAAAACACUUGAGGAGCAAGUCUGUUCCUGUAGGUGCAUUAAAGACCAGGGUACUUCAUGCCGAAGUAAACCUAUGUGUAGCCUGCAUUGUAGAAGGCUGCUAUUAUUUUGUAUUUAUUUAAUACAUCUAAAUUAUUGUAUAGAAUCCUCUCAUGCUCUUUAGUGUAUAUUAAUUAUAUAACUUUCUUGUCUUAUUUUCUUAAAAUAAUUAGCCUCUUAUUAAUAAAAAUAUAAGACAAUGAGAAACAACCCUCUCUUGCGUCAAGCUUACCUCUCAG